Molecule: messenger RNA, 3924 nt
Organism: Cyprinodon tularosa
Lineage: Eukaryota; Metazoa; Chordata; Actinopteri; Cyprinodontiformes; Cyprinodontidae
Product: matrilin-2-like
Exons: 20
Coding region: 195-3206 (1003 amino acids)
Molecular function (GO): calcium ion binding
Source: RefSeq, a predicted model, not a curated record
ACAGAUGGAAUAAGGGGCUGAGCAAAGCAGAAGGAGAGAGUUCUGAGAUAUGGGAAUAUUUACAGCAGGAGACAACAAGAAGGAAGCAGUACUUCCAGAGGAUUUCUUCCUUGGAUUCAACGUUUGAAGAACUUUUUUUCAAGGAACUUAAAACCAGUUCAGUUCUUAUAAAAGUUUUUUGGCUUCUCAUCAUAAUGAGAUCACUGGCUCUGGGUCUCUUUUGCCUGUUUUGCUGUAAUGCUGUGGAGCCAGAGAGACGUCGGCCCAAACUCAUUACAGCCAAAGGACAAAAUAACACCACAAUCCAAAACAAUACGAUGGAGAAUUCCUGUGAAACCAUGCCGCUGGAUUUCGUCUUUGUCAUUGACAGCUCUAGGAGCAUCCGACCAGAAGACUACGAGAAGGUCAAGACCUUCAUCAUUAAUCUGCUUCAAUUUCUUGAUGUUGGCCACAAUGCAACACGGGUGGGUCUUCUGCAGUAUGGCAGUGUGGUUCAACCCGAGUUCUCCCUUAAUACUUAUUACUCCAAAGCUGAGGUUAAGGAGGCUGUGAGGAAUAUGAGUCAUCUUGCUACAGGGACCAUGACUGGCUUGGCCAUCCAAUACACCAUGGAGGUGGCACUCACUGAAGAACAGGGAGCCAGACCUCUGAGCUUACAGAUUCCACGGAUCGCUAUGAUUGUAACGGAUGGGAGACCUCAAGACACAGUAGAGGAGAUUGCAGCUCAAGCAAAGCAGGCUGGCAUCCAGAUUUUUGCUAUCGGAGUGGGAAGGGUGGAAAUGAAAACUCUGAAGGCCAUAGGCAGUGAGCCCCAUUCUGAACAUGUCCACCUGGUGGCCAAUUUUAGUCAAAUGGAAACCCUAAUCUCAGUGUUCAAGUCCAAACUGUGUGGAGGUUCAGACAUGUGUAAGGUGGUGGACCAUCAGUGCCAGCAUAUCUGUGUGAACAGUCCUGCCUCCUACAGGUGUAAGUGCAGGAAAGGCUUCACUCUCAACCCCGAUGGAAAGACAUGUAAAGCCGUCGAUACGUGUGCUGUGGUGGAUCAUGGCUGUGAUCACAUCUGUGUUAACGUGGCUGAAGGCUAUGAGUGUCGCUGCCGUCCAGGAUACGAACUCACCAUAGACCUGAAGACAUGCAACAGAAUAGAUCACUGUGACCUGGGAAUCCACGGCUGUGAGCAUAACUGUGUCAGCUUACCAGGCUCCUACAUCUGCAGCUGCAUGAAAGGCUACGUCCUGAAUUCAGAUGGCAAGACUUGUAGCCAGAUAGAUCACUGUGCUAAUGGCAGCCAUGGGUGUGAACAGGAGUUUAUGAACACAGGGACUUCCUGUGUAUGUAAAUGCAGAGACGGCUACACACUCAGACCAGACGGGAAAACCUGUAAAAAGGUGGAUCCCUGCGCUGAUGGCACCCACGGGUGUGAACAGGAGUUUGUGAGCACUGAAGACUCCUGUGUGUGUCGAUGCAGGAAAGGCUUCACACUCAGACCAGAUGGGAAAACCUGUCAAAAGGUGGAUCCCUGCGCUGAUGGCACCCACGGGUGUGAACAGGAGUUUGUGAGCACUGAAGACUCCUGUGUGUGUCGAUGCAGGAAAGGCUUCACACUCAGACCAGAUGGGAAAACCUGUCAAAAGGUGGAUCCCUGCGCUGAUGGCACCCACGGGUGUGAGCAGGAGUUUGUGAGCACUGAAGACUCCUGUGUGUGUCGAUGCAGGAAAGGCUUCACACUCAGACCAGAUGGGAAAACCUGUGAAAGUUCAGACAUGUGUAAGGUGGUGGACCAUCAGUGCCAGCAUAUCUGUGUGAACAGUCCUGCCUCCUACAGGUGUAAGUGCAGGAAAGGCUUCACUCUCAACCCCGAUGGAAAGACAUGUAAAGCCGUCGAUACGUGUGCUGUGGUGGAUCAUGGCUGUGAUCACAUCUGUGUUAACGUGGCUGAAGGCUAUGAGUGUCGCUGCCGUCCAGGAUACGAGCUCACCAUAGACCUGAAGACAUGCAACAGAAUAGAUCACUGUGACCUGGGAAUCCACGGCUGUGAGCAUAACUGUGUCAGCUUACCAGGCUCCUACAUCUGCAGCUGCAUGAAAGGCUACGUCCUAAAUUCAGAUGGCAAGACUUGUAGCCAGAUCAAUCACUGUGCUAAUGGCAGCCAUGGGUGUGAACAGGAGUUUAUGAGCACAGCAACUUCCUGUGUGUGUAAAUGCAGAGACGGCUACACACUCAGACCAGACGGGAAAACCUGUAAAAAGAUUGACCAUUGUGCUGAUGGGAAUCAUGGCUGUGAGCAGGAGUUCAUAAAUACUGAAGAUUCAUGUGUUUGUAAAUGCAGAGAAGGAUACACACUGAAGGCUGAUGGAAAGACGUGUCAGAGUGUGGAUCUGUGUCAGACUCUGGACCAUGGCUGUGAACAUCUGUGUGUCAGCACCACUGCCUCUUAUAUCUGCAAAUGUUAUGAGGGAUUCCUGCUGGCUGGAGAUGGAAAGAGCUGUGAAAAACCAGGGUGUCUCGAUGGAGUCAUGGAUUUAGUGUUUGUGAUCGACGGCUCCAAGAGCCUGGGCCCGGCUAACUUUGAGCUGGUUAAACAGUUCGUAAACAGCAUCGUGGACUCCCUGAACAUCUCCAGGACGGGCACUCACGUAGGACUUAUUCAGUUCUCCACUAAGGUGCGCACAGAGUUCACUUUGAAUCGGCACACCACGGGACAGGACAUCAAGCGGGCCGUGAACCAGAUGCAGUACAUGGGGAGGGGCUCCAUGACCGGCUCAGCUCUGCGUCACAUGUUUCAGUUCAGCUUUUCAGAGAAAGAAGGCGGCAGGUCCAACAUCCCACGAGUGUGUGUGGUGUUCACCGAUGGGAGGUCACAGGAUGAUGUUUCUGAGUGGGCCAGCAAAGCAAAGAACUCUGGGGUCACAAUCUACGCGUUGGGCGUUGGGAAAGCCAUUGAACAGGAGCUGAGAGAAAUAGCAUCAGAACCUUCUGAGAUGCACCUGUAUUAUGCAGAGGAUUUUAAGAAAAUGGGAGAAAUUACACAGAAACUGAAGUCAAGGAUAUGUAAAGACAGACCAGCAGAUGAGAACAUGUGUCGAUGUGAGAACAUAAUCCUGUUUCAGAACCAAGUCACAGAGCAGCUGAAGAACCUGGCUCAGAGUAUUGAAGCAUUGUCAAAGAAGCUGGAGACUCUGGAGAAUCAAGUCGUGCGUAAAUAAAAGGCAUUCAGACCUUCAGGAUCCCUGUCAGCCUGGACUGUUAAUUCUAUUUAUCAUUUUAAAGGACAGUUUAAAGCUUCCAUUUUAUCCAUUAAGUGUUUGAAAUGUAUCCAAGCAUGCCUGUAAUUUCAUCUGUGGGUUGUAAUAAUAAACAGCUUAUCUUCAUGGAGCAGGUCUCUUCCAAUGUAACGAUAUAUUUGGACAAAUAUUUUAGAUUAAAUCACGUUAAUUUUGUGCUGCUACUGACCGCCGUUUUAUGGCAAGGAUUCCAGAUGUUUUACCAGAUACACAGGAAACUUCAUCGUACUGGACAAAGCUCAGACGCAUUGUAUAACAUUCCUUGAUUUUCAUAGAGAAAAUCAUUAUUGUUGCAAACAAAGAUUUAGUUUAUUCCCCCACAUUUUAUUUGUUCAGCUUUGAAUUAUGUUUUCAUAUAUUUGUUUUCAAGUUUAUUUUCAUAUUUCAGUUUUUUAGAUGGAGUUUUAUGAAUUGCUUUUUUUCUAAUUGCAUUUCACAGAUCACAUUCUCUUUACUGCAAGCCAAACACAAACAUUGUGGUCCCUAACAUCCAUGCAAAUUAUUAGAAAUGCGUCUUCAAUCCUCACCUCAGAAGAAAGCUAGAAGUGAAGGGAACAUUAACUAUAAAACUCAAUAUGAAAAGAUUACAAUUUGUAAACUUCAAUUUAAAAAAAUCAUUUAGAUAGAUAACAGAAAAUAU